This is a messenger RNA of Drosophila pseudoobscura, 1317 nucleotides long. RefSeq lists its product as uncharacterized. The record is from RefSeq and is a predicted model, not a curated record. NCBI's taxonomy places the organism in Eukaryota, Metazoa, Arthropoda, Insecta, Diptera, Drosophilidae. The transcript has 2 exons. Bases 41 to 352 code for a protein of 103 amino acids.
UGCGGGUAAUUUACCCCGGUAAUUAUACCCGAUACUACAAAUGAGAAUAGGGGAUGUUAGAUUUGUGGACCCCAUAAAUUAUCGUUCGACGCAGAUUCCCCACGCAGAUAAAUUAUGGUGGUAUGGUGGAGACCACAUGCGGGAAGUUCAUCGCUUUGAGCUGAAGGGCAGAGUACAACGUUAUGGAGGAGUCGCUUCUAGAGUUCGUGACAAACAUAUAGCGACCAUGAUGCACCAGCCGACUUUCUGGAAAGAUGCAAGACGGUAUCAGGAACAUAGAAACAAGCCGCGCAAUGGUUCUGAUGCAGAGAAAAACGUACGUGGAAGUGGUCAGUCAAGCAUUGAACUAUGAAACAUCGCUAUUGAUAUGCCGUCAAUCACCAAAAGUGCAUACUGUACAAGCUGAGGUGAAUAAUAGUCAUCGACCGACAAGAACCCAAGGAGAAGGAUUAUCUAACGGAAGAUGCUUCAUUUGAAAACAAACGGGUCAUAUGGCGAGACAAUGUCGCGAUAGACCAAAAAGACAAAAAAAAAAGAGAUAUCAAAAAGAUGAGACUAGAGACCCCCGAGACAGAUUUGUUAAACUAACUUAACCUGUCCCAAAAUUUUCGUUUGCCAGUUGGAGCGAAACUCGAAGAACCUUUUUUUUAGAGGCGUCAUGGAUGGAAGUGAGCUGUUACUAAUUUUGAACACAGGUGCAUCUCAUUCAUAAUCAAUAGAAGAACAUAUAGUUAAGGGAAAUGUGGAGCCUCUGAAUGGGUCUACGUCAGCGAACGGAUACAGGUGUAGAGGCACAUGUAAUAGACAUGAUUAAAAAAAAUCUUAGAAUAGAAUCUUAUAAAUUUUGAAGACGAUUUUAUCGUUGCUGAUAUUUUGGACGACGAAGUGGAUCUCAUGAUCCGUUAUGGCUGUACAGUGGAUUUUCAAAAAAAUUCUGAAUCAUGAAAAGAGAUUACGAUGGCUGUAGACUGCGAAACAAGUGAAUCUAAAAUGAAUAGUUAUCGUGUGAAAACUGAGCCUUUAGGAAGAUUACAGAUCAAAAGCCUACAACUAAAUCCAGAGAAAUUCAAAUUUUUCCAAACGAAAGUUAAAUAUUGGCUUCAUCAAGUAAAUAGAGUAGUCCACACUGAUAAAGAUAAAGUAGCGGCAGUUCAAAACUGGCUUUGUCCACAAAACUUACAAGAGCUUAGAAGUUUUUUGGGACUGAACACCUAUUAUCGCAGAUUUUUUCCUGGGUUUGCAAAUGUGACAAGAAACGAGGGGGAACGUUGGGAGUCGGCUGCGACUCUACAUUUAUGCUGGGAUGCGGGUGUAAGA